GUGUGGUCACAUGCGCGCGUGACAGUGAAAAAUAAAACAAAUGAGCGACGUUGCAGCGCUGCGGCUGCGCUAGUGCGCUGUGCUGCCAUUUUCCGUUUCCCGAGAAGACUGCGAGUUCGUGGUCGAUUUCACUAUGGCAGGAAUUCCAGCUCACCUUUCCUGGGCUAUCAUCAGGAAUAACAAUGCUUUCCUCGUGAAGAAGAGGAACAUCAAGAAGCCCUUCAGCACGGAGCCAAGCAACCUCUCCAAUCUUGCUUCAUUCCGUUUCAAUGGUUUGAUCCACAAGAAGACCCUUGGCGUCGAGCCCGCCAAGGAAGGCAAGGGAUUCCAGCUUGUGUGGAAGAAGACCAGGAAUCAGCACAAGCUGUCCAAGCUCACCAACAAGACCACCAUGAAGGCUGGCCCGAGGCGUUCCUUGUACAAGCUUCGCAGAUUUAUUGUGAAGAACGGCUACAGGAAAGACCUAACCAAGGCUGCCCUGAGGAGAGCCAGCGCUGUUCUCAAGUCGCAGAGGCCUGUCCCUGCGAAGAAGAACCGCCCCAAGAAGACCGAGUAAUUUCUGUGGAUAAUAAUAAGAAAUUUAAAUAUA
This is a messenger RNA of Cloeon dipterum, 589 nucleotides long. It is a transcript of the gene RpL28, whose product is annotated as ribosomal protein L28. NCBI's taxonomy places the organism in Eukaryota, Metazoa, Arthropoda, Insecta, Ephemeroptera, Baetidae. Gene Ontology annotation, biological process: translation. Gene Ontology annotation, molecular function: structural constituent of ribosome. Bases 134 to 556 code for a protein of 140 amino acids. The record is from RefSeq and is a predicted model, not a curated record. The transcript has 5 exons. Gene Ontology annotation, cellular component: cytosolic large ribosomal subunit; ribosome.